Colletes gigas is the source of this 585-nucleotide messenger RNA. RefSeq names its product 28S ribosomal protein S17, mitochondrial (gene mRpS17). Bases 45 to 542 code for a protein of 165 amino acids. The transcript is spliced from 4 exons. Gene Ontology annotation, biological process: mitochondrial translation. Gene Ontology annotation, cellular component: ribosome; mitochondrial small ribosomal subunit. Gene Ontology annotation, molecular function: structural constituent of ribosome. Lineage: Eukaryota; Metazoa; Arthropoda; Insecta; Hymenoptera; Colletidae. The record is from RefSeq and is a predicted model, not a curated record.
CAGCUGGGUAUACCUACACGCAUAUACGAAUACAUGUAGUGGAAAUGGGAACGAAAAAGCUAACAAAACCUACCCUUAGAUAUUUAUUAGGAGUAUGUGUACCUUCUACUAAACAUAAUGCUGCUAAAAUACGUGUGCAACAACCAGAUUUCGAUGAACAUAUUCUAAUGUAUUUCCACAAAUAUGAUUUUGUGUAUGCUCAUGAUCCUGAGAAACGUUGCAAAACUGGUGAUACAGUUUUAAUACAAAAUUUACCAAAUCAAUUAACUCGCCUUAUUACUCACAAGGUUGUUGAUAUCGUUUUUCCACUAGGUGAUAUUACAGAUCCUAUAACAGGUAAAAAAGUUGCUGCAGGAAAAUAUAGGGAUGAUAUAGAAGAAGAUUCGAAAUUAUAUGGACCAUUAGACUCUAGAUUUAAAUAUGAUGAAUCAUCACCUAGAGGAGUUACAGAAGGCAAACGAGAUUUCACAGACAAAAAUACUUAUGUAAAAUACAAUGAAGAUCCAAAUGAUACUGACCCAUAUGCUAUAUAUCCAAAAUAAUUUAUAUGCAUUAAACUUCUCAAUAACUAAUAAAGAUCAUGUA